This is a messenger RNA of Darwinula stevensoni, 4377 nucleotides long. The record is from the annotation of a GenBank genome assembly. NCBI's taxonomy places the organism in Eukaryota, Metazoa, Arthropoda, Ostracoda, Podocopida, Darwinulidae.
AUGUUGAGGUUUCCAUGGCCUGCAAGGCCUAUGUGCCAGAAAACGGCUCGACCCCUACAUUCUACCUUGAAUAUGGAUGGAAAAGAGACUGCUGGAAAGUAUUACAAGUUGGUGAAAGGGCUUCGGGAAGCUUAUGCCUCUGGUAAGAGCCGUGACCUUGGAUUUCGACUGCAGCAGCUUCGCGCACUGCUGCGAAUGUACACAGAAAAUGAGGACAAGUUUGCUCAGGCUCUAUGGAAAGAUUUGCGACGACCAUCAUAUGAAGCCAUCUGUGGAGAACUGGGUUAUUGUAUCAAUGAUGUGAAGGGUGCCAUCUUCAACUUAGAGAAAUGGGUGAAGCCAGAAAAGGUGAAGAAGACAAUGCUCACAAUGCUUGAUACCCCUGUCAUCCACCCAGACCCAUAUGGAGUUGCAUUGGUCCUUGGGGCAUGGAAUUAUCCCAUUCAAGUGACCAUGAAUCCUGUGACUGGGGCUAUUGCAGCUGGGAAUUGUGUGGUCAUCAAACCUUCUGACUUGUCUCCAAGCAUGGCCAAGCUUCUUGGAGACCUUGUUCCCCUCUAUCUGGAUCCUGCAUGCAUUCAAGUAGUGAAUGGGGGAAUAGAGGCUGCAAAAGGUUUGUUGGAAGAGCGCUUUGACAUAAUUUUCUUCACUGGCUCCACCCAUGCUGGACAGCAGGUGCGACAGGCAGCCAACCGCUUUCUCACCCCUGUCAUCCUUGAGCUUGGUGGAAAAUCGCCAGUCUAUAUGGAUGAAACUGCAAAUUUGGACAUUGCUGUGAAAAGAGUGCUGUGGGGAAAGCUAGUAAAUGCUGGUCAGACAUGCAUUGCUCCAGACUAUCUCCUUUGCUCAAGAGAUAUCCAAGAGAAAUUUGUUGCUCAUGCACGCAAGGUCAUCAAGGAGUGGUAUGGCCACAAUCCUCAACUCUCACCUGACUUUGGACGAAUUGUAAAUGACACCCACUUCCAGAGGUUGACACAACUGCUGCAUAGUGGGAGCAUCAUCGUGGGAGGGGAUGUGGAUCCAAGUGACCUCUACAUCUCCCCUACGAUUAUUGUUGAUGUGAAGCCAUCAGACCCAGUGAUGCAGGAAGAAAUUUUUGGUCCCAUUCUACCUAUUAUUAAUGUUGACAGCCCACAGGAAGCUGUGGAUUUCAUAAACUGUAGGGAGAAACCUUUGUCCAUGUGCAUUUUCUCAGCAAAUAAAAGGGUACAAAAACUUUUUGUUGAGAAGACCAGCAGUGGGACGAUGUGCAUCAAUGAUUGCGUUGUGAUGGCUUUGGGUAUAUCUAUCACUCUUUCACUUCAAGUGUGCUUGUUUUCACAGAGGUCAAACACAUCAGUCUUGUCUAUGUAUGAUGGUGUCCUUGCAGUUGAUGAACUUCCAUUUGGUGGCAUUGGGAACAGUGGAAUGGGGCAGUAUCAUGGCAAAUUCUCCUUUGAUGCCUUUAGCCACAGGAAGGCUAUCCUGUACCGUGACUUCAAAUUCCCUGGUGAAUUCAUUGGCAAGAAGCUGAGAGAGGCUUUUGCUGCGGGUCAGACAAGGGAUAUAGAGUUCCGGAAAGAGCAGCUGAAACAGCUCAAGCGGCUCAUCGAGGAAAAUGAACUUCAGUUCUGCAAUGCCCUCGCCGCCGAUUUUCGCAAGCCACAUGCAGAGACAGUGGUGGGGGAACUAGACUUUGUAAUCAACGAGAUCCGGGGUUUGUUGAUGAACCUUGAUGAGUACACGCAAGACAUUCGUGUCUCCAAGUCCAUGGUGACUCUGUUUGACCUGCCUUUCAUCCGCGAAGAGCCCUAUGGCCUGGUCCUAGUUCUUGGAGCCUGGAAUUACCCGAUUCAGCUGGCGCUGUGCCCCGCAGCAGGCGCCAUUGCUGCAGGGAAUGUGGUUGUCAUCAAACCUUCUGAGGUUGCCACCCAUGCUGCCAAACUUCUUGCUGAACUCAUCCCCAAGUAUCUUGACACGAGAUGCUACCUGGCGAUCAAUGCGAAUGUGGAAGAAACGAAGGACCUGUUGAAGGAGAGGUUUGACUAUGUCUUUUUCACUGGAGGAACCCAGAUUGGGAAAGCAGUGCGUGCUGCUGUUAAUGAAUAUCUCACCCCCACCACCCUAGAAUUGGGUGGAAAGAGCCCAACAUAUGUUGAUGAGUCGGCGAACAUGGAGAUGGCAGUGAAGAGGAUCCUGUGGGGAAAGCUGAUCAAUUCUGGUCAGACAUGCCUUGCCCCUGAUUAUCUCAUAUGCACCAAGUCUGUCCAGGAUCAAUUCAUCAGCCAUGCUAAAAGGAUCCUUGAGGAGUGGUAUGGACCUGACAUUCAGAAGUCCAAGGACCUUGCCCGCAUCAUCAAUGAGAGACAUUUCAAGAGAUUAGAGUCCCUCCUCUCAAGUGGUAAAGUGGCACUGGGAGGGAAGACAGACCUGGAGGAUCGUUACAUUGAACCAACUAUUCUGGUGGAUGUCUCACCGAAUGACCCGGUAAUGAAAGAAGAAAUCUUUGGUCCAAUACUUCCUAUCAUCAAUGUUCGAGAUGCUCAUGAGGCCAUUAACUUCAUUCAGACUCGAGAGAAGCCUUUGGCUCUAUACGUGUUCACGAAGCACUUGGAUGUGGGGAAACUAUUCAUAGCUGAGAUCUCUUCUGGGGCUGUGGUCUUAAAUGAUGUCAUCCUUCAUGCAGCUGUGGAUUCCCUGCCGUUUGGUGGUGUCGGGAUGAGUGGGAUGGGAGCUUAUCAUGGCCAUGCCACAUUUGAGACUUUUUCACACAAGAAGAGUGUCCUUCGGAGGGACUACAAUCGCCUUGCUGAAGAACUUGGCAGGAAGCUGAGAGAGGCAUACAACUCAGGUCAGACGAAAGAUGUGGAAUUCCGGAAGGAGCAGCUGCAGCAGCUCAAACGGCUCCUUCAGGAAAAUGAAACCCAACUCUCCAAUGCCCUUGCUGCUGACCUUCGCAAGCCACAUUCAGAGACAGUGAUGGCAGAGGUAGAGUUUGUGGUCAACGAGAUCCGGGGGAUGUUGAUGAACCUGGACAAGUACACACAGGAUGUCUGUGUCUCCAAGUCCAUUAUGACUCUGUUUGACACACCUUACGUCCACAAGGAGCCCUAUGGUCUCGUCCUGGUUCUCGGAGCCUGGAACUACCCUAUCCAAGGAACUCUGUGCCCCGUUGUGGGUGCCAUUGCUGCAGGGAAUGUGGUGGUCAUGAAACCCUCUGAAGUUGCCACCCAUGCUGCCCAGCUCCUUACUGAACUCAUCCCCAAAUAUCUUGACAUGAGAUGCUACCUGGCAAUAAAUGCAGAUGUAGAGGAGACAAAGGAGCUGCUGAAGGAGAGGUUUGACUAUGUCUUUUUCACUGGAGGAACUCAAAUUGGGAAAGCAGUGCGUGCUGCUGCCAAUGAAUAUCUAACCCCCACUACCCUGGAAUUGGGUGGAAAGAGCCCAACAUAUGUGGAUGAGUCAGUGAACAUGGAGGUGGCUGUGAAGAGGAUCCUGUGGGGAAAACUGAUCAAUUCUGGUCAGACAUGCCUUGCCCCUGAUUAUCUCCUAUGCACCAAGUCUGUCCAGGAUCAAUUCAUCAGCCAUGCUAAAAGUAUCCUUGAGGAAUGGUAUGGACCUGACAUUCAGAAGUCCAAGGACCUUGCUCGCAUCAUCAAUGACAGACAUUUCAAGAGAUUGGAAAGCUUCCUGUUAUGUGGUAGAGUAGCUCUGGGAGGGAAGACAGACAUGGAGGAUCGUUACAUUGAACCAACUAUUUUGGUGGAUAUCUCAGCAAAAGACCCAGUGAUGAAAGAAGAAAUCUUUGGUCCAAUCCUCCCCAUCAUCAAUGUCCAGGAUGCUCAUGAAGCCAUUAACUUCAUUCAAGCUCGGGAGAAGCCUUUGUCUCUGUACGUGUUCACAAAGCGCUCAGAUGUGAUGGAUCUAUUCUUGGCUGAAACCUCUUCUGGGGCUGUGGUCUUCAAUGAUGUCAUCCUUCAUAUUUCUGUGGAUUCCCUUCCAUUUGGUGGAGUCGGUAUGAGUGGAAUGGGAGUUUAUCGUGGUCAAGCUACUUUUGAGACCUUUUCACACAAGAAGAGUAUUCUUCAGAGAGACUACAAUCGCCUUGUUGAAGAUCUUGGCAGUGCAAGGUACCCACCAUAUGAGCCACAGAAAGUGAGCCGAUUGAGGAGCCUGAUGAAGAAGAGAAGACUCCCCCACCUCCCUGGUUGGAGGUAUCUCCUUUCGUUUGCUUUUGGAUCCCUUACUGUCAUCAUCAUCAGAUGCAUACUCAAUGCAAGUUCUCAAGUGUCCCUUUCCUUUCCUUCAUUACCUUGGAGUGAGAAGAGCAUCUGUGAAGUUGAUUCUGCUCAUCUAUAUUUGUUCAUUUAUGCUACUCUCCCUACAACCAAGUUUUAA